Molecule: messenger RNA, 1039 nt
Organism: Anastrepha obliqua
Lineage: Eukaryota; Metazoa; Arthropoda; Insecta; Diptera; Tephritidae
Exons: 2
Coding region: 141-725 (194 amino acids)
Source: RefSeq, a predicted model, not a curated record
UGUUAAAAGACUGGCGUGGCGUGUCGUCGUGAAUGUAAUGCGGUCGCCAUUAGUAACGCGAGACGCGUCAUAGAGUGUGUGUGUAGUUUUGAGCAAAUCUUACAAACAUAUUUUGUUUUGUUGAUUGAUUUCUGUUAAAUAUGGCAUCAAAUCAAAAACGGAAACCGAAAACAGGUGCUGAACGGCAACGUGAGUAUUUGGAGCGUAAAAAAUUAAGAGCUACUGUUGAACACCGUGACAGUGAAUCCUCCGGUUGUACGAUAAGUGAUAAUUUGUCAUCUGUGCAUCAGGAUAUCGAUGAAGAACAUUUCUCCGUAAAUCGAUCAGUCGAUGGGCGGUCAUUUCAUCAGUAUCAUGGACCUAAUUAUGUUGUGUGUGAAGCUAUAGUUCAUACAAACGAUCCACUGCCAUCAACAUCGACUCAUAGAGAUUUCGUUUCUCCAAUAGCACAAUGUUCAAAUGCGCCUGCAAUAACGAGAACGAAAAAAAACAAUGCUCAAGUUUGCCGAGAAUAUCGUGCAAGAAAAAAAACAGCGCGUGAAAAUCCAGACAGUGAUUUACAUGAACUGAAUACUGUGGACAUGGCGGAGUGUACAUCAUCGGAAAAUAAUGCUCAACGUGUUCGAAUGCUACAAGAACGUCGAGUACUGAUCGUGUACGGGCUUACCGAGCACGCCAAAGAGCCCUCAUUGAGAGUACUGCUGGUCCAUCCUCGGUUUCAGUAGAUGAUUUAAUAGAUCCAGAGCAACCGUACUCAGGUUACAAAAGGAAUAAAAGUGCUCAUCAAACAUUCGAUAAACAAUUUUAUGGAAACACGUUUGGUCAUAAGUGUUCAGUAUGUGAUCGACUUUGGUUUCAAAAUGACUUAAAUAAACCAAUAGAAUCGUUCACGAACAUUUUGAAUACCAUACUUCCGGGUGUUGAUAUUGAAAAUAUUCUUCUAUGCCAAACUUGUAGAAGAUCAUUCACAAAGGUAAAUAUUCCAGUGUACACUGUGUAUAAUGGUUUUAAAUAUCCUCAAAAACCUGAUCACUUCACA